AUGACUCUUCCUCGUGUAGUGCCCCAAGGUGGCUAUGACAUUGGUGGCUACCACAUGCCAGCUGGGGUAAGCAUCCCCUUGAUCACCACAGCUCGAGGCCAUCACGCACUUUUAAACCUGCUAAUAGCUUUUGUUUUUCUUAGUCUGUCGUCGGCUUCAACCCUUGGGUUGUUCAUCGUAGCAAGGAAGAGUAUGGCCGAGAUGUUUACGCGUUUCGGCCUGAGAGGUAGCGCAAAGGGGACAAUAGCGACAUGCACCAUUUCUUCUUUGCCUUUGGAUCCCGAGCUCGAGUGUGCCUUGGUCGAAGUAGGUCUCGCAAGCAUCGAGUUCAAAGGUUCUGCUAACUCAUUAGCGUAG
This is a messenger RNA of Colletotrichum paranaense, 357 nucleotides long. RefSeq lists its product as uncharacterized. Bases 1 to 357 code for a protein of 118 amino acids. The record is from RefSeq and is a predicted model, not a curated record. NCBI's taxonomy places the organism in Eukaryota, Fungi, Ascomycota, Sordariomycetes, Glomerellales, Glomerellaceae. The transcript has 2 exons.